Zonotrichia albicollis (white-throated sparrow) is the source of this 3777-nucleotide messenger RNA. Lineage: Eukaryota; Metazoa; Chordata; Aves; Passeriformes; Passerellidae. The record is from RefSeq and is a predicted model, not a curated record.
AAAAAUUCUGCUUUUUUUCAGGCUCACAUUAAAUUUCCUAUUGACUAUCCAUAUUCACCACCUACCUUCAGAUUCCUGACCAAAAUGUGGCACCCCAACAUUUAUGAGAAUGGAGAUGUAUGUAUUUCAAUUCUUCACCCACCUGUAGAUGACCCACAAAGUGGAGAGCUACCAUCAGAGAGGUGGAACCCUACCCAAAAUGUCAGGACUAUCUUACUGAGUGUAAUCUCUUUGCUUAAUGAGCCCAACACAUUCUCCCCAGCCAAUGUGGAUGCAUCAGUCAUGUUCAGGAAAUGGAGGGACAGUAAAGGAAAAGACAAGGAGUACGCUGAAAUCAUAAGGAAACAGGUUUUGGCUACCAAAGCUGAGGCAGAGAAGGAUGGUGUGAAGGUCCCCACUACACUGGCAGAGUACUGCAUCAAAACUAAAGUGCCUUCCAAUGACAACAGUUCAGAUUUGCUUUACGACGACUUGUACGACGACGACAUUGACGAUGAAGACGAGGAGGAGGAGGAUGCCGACUGUUACGAUGAUGAUGAUUCUGGCAACGAGGAGUCGUGACCUGCUCCCUCUAUGCCCCUGUACUGCCCUGCCGACUCAGGCCAGAAGGGAGCAGCGGUAACCUAGCAGCAGUCCAGCAAAAAAGUGGGGGGGAGGGGUGUCAAAAAAAAAAAAAAAAAAAAAAAAAAAAAAAAACCCAACACAAAACUUUGUCUCCUGCUGUCUCCUGUUGUAUGGAUCUGUUCGCUCCUUUUUUAUGGACCUCUUAGAGACCCUCCACAGAAUGUCUGAAUUCUUGCAUUCUUAACCCUUUCAUCACUGUAUUACAAUUUCUUUUUAAAAAAGAAACUCCCCUUUUCACUUCUCCACGAAAUGCUCACAGCAAAACAGGUUUGCUCGUGUUUAGAUUCUUGAAUUAAAUACAGUCUUGCAUUGAGAUGUUUAAUGUAUUUAAAGCUGGAACAAACCCAUUGGAAGCUGGGAUUUUGGGAGCUCAAAGUGCUGCAUUUACUGGGAAGAAAAAAAAAUCCCCACUAAGCAAAUUGCCAAGGUUUAGCUGCUCCAUUUACAAUAAUAGCGUGUGUACAUUCGUUUAGCCUUGUGGUGGUGGCUUUUCCUUUAUAAGGUGUGGGGCGGAGAGUGUUAAAGCUACUGUGUGUUGAGCUUGAUGGGAUGUCACUGAAAGGUACAGUAUUCCUUUUCAGCCUGCUAGGUUAGGAAAUAGCUGGCCCCUGGAGCCCCAGAGGGCACAAUCAGCUUUGUCUCUGGAAAAGGCUUGUGAAAUGAACCUAAAAUAAACACUUAACACUUCACAUCUGUACAACUGAGCCCUGGGUUGCUAUUUUUUUUUUUUUUUUCCUUUUUUUUUCCCCAGGCUCGGAUAGGGUUGAAAAAGUUCAGUUUAGCCAUUCUGCUGAGAUCUGCUGCCAGCUGCCCCUCUCUGGAGGGAGGAGAGCAGAUGUGCAUCCUGCUGCCCAGAGGGCUACCAUUCUUGCUGGAUUUACUUUUGGCAGUGGGACAGAGCAGCAGCUCCUGCCCGUGCUGGCUGCAGCCCCUGCUCCCUGCAGCCCCAGCCCUGGGCAUCUGCAGCUGCCUCCCAUCACCUGUGUGGGUCACCUGCGGGCAGGGCUGCUCCCUGCAGCCCAGUAAAAACACCUGACAUGCACUUGCUUAGACGUAGGUUUGUCUGCACUGAAAAGGUAAUCAACUGUAGGGGAGAUAAAAAGGUUUAUGAUUUCAAAAAAGACAAUCCAGGUGAUACAGUGUGAGAUAGAUCCUAGCUCUCUGAUGAUGUCUGGAAUUCUGCCCACUUUUCAUAGGCAUUGACUUCCAUUCUAAUUCUCUGCCUAAACAUGGAAGCUGAAGUUAUUGGGAUUUCGACUACACACAGAAGAGCUCCUAAAAGAGGGGAAUUCUGUUUGUCCUCCACCAGCACUUGCAUUUUUAUGGAGGCAAAUCCUUUACUGUGGUUUUUCAGCAGAAUGGUAAGAGGUAGCAUUGACUAGAUUUUUUUUCUUUUUUUCUUUAAGAGAAGUACUUAGCAUGCAUUUCCCAGAGGAAUUCAGAGGAGAGCCCGCGGGGCCGGCGGAGUUCGGAGCUGGCCGGGUGUCCGGUCUGUCCGUGUGUCCGUGUGUCGGUGCCGCGGGGCAGCGCUGGGCUCUCCCGCCCGGCUCCCCGGGGCGCAGCCAGCCCCAGGGCAGAGCGGGCCAGCCGCGGGUUCUGACGGGCUCUCCGCAGCUGAUGCUCCGUGCUCAGCCUCCCGCAUGUUUUUGGGAGCCCUCGGCAGAGCUUAGGGCGCUCCAUCGUGGGCAGGGGGAUCCUGCAUGUUCCUGCCCCAGACCCCUCUUCCUCCGGCGCUCGGCUCCCCCGUGCAGGUGCUCGAGUUGGGCUGCGGUGCCCGAGUUCCGUCCCGCAGGAUCCCCGCAUCGGCAGCCGGGCCUGGCGGCCCCGGGAGCAGCUCGGAGGUGCUGGCCCUGCUUGGGCGGGACCCUGGGUCCCCGCAGGUACAGAGGCAUCACCCUGACCAUAGCCCGCGCCUCCCCGCCGUGUCUCAGGGUUUUCCAUGGUACGUCCCCAGCUGCGGUCCCUCGGGGGUGCCUCGGUGGGAGCAGCCUUGUUCGGGAUCCGCGCCCGGGGCAAGGCUGAGCAAAAGCUCCGGGGGCGCUGCUCGGACGGGGAGGAGAGGAAGGCCCUGGGGGCUCCGCAUGAAGCGAGCGAGGCAGAUCUGUUCCCAAAGGGUUGCGGGGCUGGGGUUUGCAGGGACUGUCCCUUCCCGGCGGUGCAUCCCUCUGCCCGACCGCCAUUGAUUCCUUGUGCCCGGCGCUGCCUCGGCCGCCCGCCCUCCUGCUUGCACGUUACCUGGGAAGGCAGCUGCGCCCUCCUGAGCUGCCAGCCUUCCUCCAGCAAGGACAUACCCAGCCCCAGCUGCUUUUUGGAGCCUGCAGCGGGGCUCCCCUGCGUUUAGUGACAGUGUGGGGCACCCCCAGCUUCAGAGCAGCCCUGCGAGGGCAGCGCCAGGGCUGGCAAAUGGGCCCCGAUGCUCCCGGGUGCGGGGUUGGACUCGGGGCCUGCCAGGGCAGGGACACCAAGCUCCAACUUGCAGGCGGCUGUGGGGGCUGAGGGAGCAGAGUGCGGCAACACUGUCUUUGCUGAUGACUUGGUUGGAAAUGAGGAUACUGCAUCUUUCAGGAUUUCCCUUGUACUUUUGACCGUCUUCACUGUAUACUCUCCAGUGACUUGUAUUUCCAAGCUUGGUGUUGUAAGAUGCAUUAUUAUGACUCUUCUGUUACCCUUUUUUAAUGACAAAAAAAGCAACCUCUUUUGAGAGCUCCGACAUUAACCAGACUAAUUUCUCUUCCCCACUGUCCUGUGCAGUGUCAUUGCUUGUUGACUUGCUGGUUUCCUUUUUUUUGAAAUACAACUGAAGUAUGAGGGGAUUUUUUUGAAACUAUUUAAGAGAUUGCAGAAAAAUGUUUACCUGCUCUGUGUAUUCUGGGUUUUUCUUAACCCCUUUUCUCCUGUUUCAGUCAAUAUUAGCGUUUACAUUUGCAGCUACAUGUCCCUUCAAAUGCAGUUUUCAACCAUUCUGAAACCAGCAGGGUACACUAGGUUUCUUGUAGUUUUCUUAGCUGAACUCCCAGAUCUUUUCCUUUUUUUCUUCAGUAUAAUUUACCAGAAAGAAUUAACUGAUGCAUUUUUGUGUUGUCUUCUCCUUCAGUAGUUAUAUUUUGUCUUUUCUGCACAUCUGUCUACUAAUAAAAAUGUGAAAUGAAAAUA